AUGGUCAAAGGAAUUGCCGCAUUACUGCCCCAAGCCCUAAACGAUUUCCUUGGUAUUCUUGUAUCACGAGGUAAUCAGAUCAUAUCGAUCGCAUUCCUCAUUCCUCAGAUCAACCAGUCUUAUUACGUCAUUAUCGAUCGAAGCUUUGUUGUUCGCCGCCUGCUCCAUCAACCGGUAGAUUUUUCUCGAUCGGCUUCAUCCCUACCUCGAUCCUCCCUAAAUCAGAGGUACUAUCCUUGAUCCUCCCUAAAUCCCUUCCUCGGUUCCUCCUUCUCUACUCUUCUGUGAACUUAGCCGGUCAUGAUUUUGUUUCAGAACUUCUAAAUCUUCCGGUGAAUUUUGUUUCAGAACUAAAAUUAUUGUUCAUUACGCAUUACAGAACAUCCUUGUAUCACACUCUCAUACACAUUUAACACAGAUACACCUCUACUGCUCUUUUAAAAGGAUUUUGUCAACCAAAUGGUUAAAUGUCAUAUGACUUUAUGUAGAAAAUAAGCAUACAUUGUAUGAUGAGUUUAUUGAUCAAAACUAGAGACGAAAACUACAUUCUGUUGUGGUCUACUGAUGAUAGAAUUAAGAUAACUUGGUGAUGAAAACUAGAUUAUGCAGUAACUAUGCUUUUGUGUGGUACAUCACAUUACAAACACCUCACUCAUAUGUAUCAAUCGCUGUCACAUUUAAUUUCUCUGGUGGAGUGAUUAUACAAUAAUCAGGUCAUUCUUCCUUUGUUGCUCCCAACUGAAAAGUUCCAAGGACAAAACAGUCUUUUCAGCAUUAAACAAAUAAAUGGUACAUAAAUCCUUUUCAUUUUAUUAACUUGUACCUUUCUUAGUUCUGUGCAAAUGGCAAUCAUCCUUUCGGUCUCUUUUACCCUCCAGCUAGCCACUACCAAAUAUCACAAGAACUAUCAACGUCAAGUUUGCUACUUUUCUUUAAAGAAGUAAGAGUAAAUUACGGCUUUUUCCCCUGUGGUAUGUCAAAAGUUGUGGUUUAGGUCCAGAUGUGGUCCCUAAUGUUUCUAAUCAUUAAACUGAGAAAACAUUUGAUUUUAGGUUAGAUUUUAUUGGACUUUUAGAUCAUGAUUUUGUUCAAUUUUGAUUUUUUAGUUUUGGUUGAAUUUGGUUACAUGUCAGAGUUAAAAAAAAAAAGAGAUUGUAUGGUUUUCAUUAGGGACCACGCAUGUAAAUCAAUGAAACAGCCGGACUAAAACCAUAACUUUCGACAUAAUGCAGGGCCAAAGUUGUAAUUUUACUCAAACUUAUUUACAAGAAUCAUACCGUCUCUAAUGGUAUUUGAAUGCAUUUUUCUUCUAUUUCAGACACUAUUACCUUCACUUUCAUUUUCUCAAGUCUCUUCUUUAGCCAUUCAGUUCUUAAACAUACUUAUGUUGUGUUUCUCUUUUUACCAUCGAGUGUUGUUUGGACAACUGGUAUUUAAAUCAUCUUUGUUGAAAGGUGGCUAGAGUGAAAUAUGUGGAUACUAAGAGGACAUCAGGCAGUUACUUUCAUCAUAUAUUUACUGAGGCUAUAGUAUUGGAGAGGAGUUUAAUACUUAAGUAUGUAGUAAAUAAGUCAACAACAAAGUAAAAAAGAAAUGCCUCUAUUUUUACUGUAAAUCCAAAACAGAAGCAAUUCUAAGUCCAUAUUGUGCAUUGUUCUCUUCGUUUUCUUUUAAGCUCUUUGUGAUGUACUAUAUCUUUAUAUUAUUAUAUAUAUGAUUGAGAAAUUGUUAUCAAUAAUUUAAAAUUCAAUAUGUGAUUUUGUAAUUUGCAAUUGUAUUAUUGUGAUUUCUUUUUAAGGUGAACAUGGGUUAGAUAGUCUACAGUUAGCCUUUCCUUACCUUUUGACAUUGUUGGGUUUUGGUUUGUGGAAAUAAUGUCGAGACAAAAGUCGAGAUUGAGAAUUUGAAGAAGUUAGUUGAGACACAACGCGAACAAUAUGAAGAUAUUCAACAAAAAUAUGAGGAUGUUCAGCAAAAAUAUGAGGAUGCUCAGAAAAAGAAUGUGGAGUUUCAGCAGAAAAAUGUGGAUGUUCAAGCAAAGUUUGAACAACAACUUGCACAAGCCAUGAAUGUCAUUAACACAUUGAGUGAACAGGUCAAAACUUUUAUUAAUCAAUGAUAGAAUAUUAUGUAUCGAAUAAUGUUUUACGUUAAAUUUGUAGCGACU
This is a messenger RNA of Lactuca virosa, 2167 nucleotides long. The record is from the annotation of a GenBank genome assembly. Lineage: Eukaryota; Viridiplantae; Streptophyta; Magnoliopsida; Asterales; Asteraceae.